AAAAAAAUAACGUCAUAGAAAAAAAAAUAUAAAUUAAUAGCAAUUUAUAUUUUGCCUUAUAUUGCAAAAUAAAGAGUAUUCAUAUAAUUUUCUUUAAAUAAUAUUGCAUAUCAGCAUACACAAUUCCUUGAUAAGAAUAUUCAUAAAUAGUAAUUUGUUUACUUUACAAUCAAAACAAUGGGCGAUCGAAUAAUAAAAAUUCUAAUAAUCGGCGAGAGUGGCGUUGGCAAAUCAAGCUUAAUCCGUCGCUUUGUUGACGAUCAAUUCGACGACAAUCACGAUGUCACAAUAGGCGUAGAUUUCAAGACCAAACUAAUGAACAUUGAUGGAGUUGAAUUUAAACUUGCCAUAUGGGACACUGCUGGUGCUGAAAGAUUCCGUAGUCUAACACCAAGUUUCUACAGAAAUGCCAAGUGUGCUAUCUUGGUCUAUGAUAUAACAAGUAGAGAAUCUCUACAAAAAUUGGAAUCGUGGCUGUUGGAAUUGGAGAAUUACAGCAAUAACCGAAAUGUACCCACAAUGGUUGUGGGCAAUAAAAUUGAUAUGGAACGUGCAAUUACCCGAGAAGAAGGUCUUAAAUUUGCACGAAAACAUCGAUCUUUAUUUCUAGAAACUUCAGCAAAAAACAACGUCUCUGUGGCCGAUGUGUUUGAGGAAAUUGUACGAAAAACGAUAACAUCCGAUGAUUUCAAUACGAACUUAAGCAAUGGCAUUAAUGUUGCGGAAGGAGAAGAAGCUGUCGAAUCAACAUGCAGAUGUUAAUAUAAAAAAAAAACUAAACAAAAAACAUCA
Episyrphus balteatus (marmalade hoverfly) is the source of this 792-nucleotide messenger RNA. It is a transcript of the gene Rab18, whose product is annotated as ras-related protein Rab-18. The record is from RefSeq and is a predicted model, not a curated record. The transcript has 3 exons. Lineage: Eukaryota; Metazoa; Arthropoda; Insecta; Diptera; Syrphidae. Bases 178 to 762 code for a protein of 194 amino acids. Gene Ontology annotation, molecular function: GTP binding; GTPase activity.